Molecule: messenger RNA, 2035 nt
Organism: Trematosphaeria pertusa
Lineage: Eukaryota; Fungi; Ascomycota; Dothideomycetes; Pleosporales; Trematosphaeriaceae
Product: cytochrome P450
Exons: 5
Coding region: 90-1781 (563 amino acids)
Molecular function (GO): iron ion binding; heme binding; oxidoreductase activity, acting on paired donors, with incorporation or reduction of molecular oxygen
Source: RefSeq, a predicted model, not a curated record
CGUGGGCUUGCAACCUGGACUUCAACAGCUUGGGACGACUUCAACUCCAAGUCUCGACGUAGGAUUUCCAACGCUGGCGAGUAAGAGUGAUGGCUAUCGAGCAGCUUUUCGAGGCACUGCCUCUACAUUACCUGCAGCAUGGUAUCUCCAAGUUUGGCGCAGGGAAUGUUGCCCUUGCAGUCCUUCUUACGGCAGCUCUGGGCGUGCUUGCAGACUAUGCCUGGAUGCUAUAUCUGAGGUCAAAGAUGCCCCCAGGGCCCAUGCCCUGGCCUAUCGUCGGAAACACGUUCCAACUUCCAGACACCAAGCCUUGGAUAUACUUUGAGGAUCUAUCCAAAAAGUACAAUACGCCAUUGAUUACUUACUGGAUAGGAAGGAACCCUACCGUGUGGAUUAACGAUGCGUGGACGGCCAGCGAACUCCUUGACAAGCGGGCGGGUAUCUACUGCUCCCGUCCUCGAAUGCUCGUCUUUGCCGAACUGGGUGCGUGUCAGAGCAAUCUCGUCAACAUGAUCACUACGACCCAAGCAGAAAGAGACCGUUUCCGAGUUCAGCGCAAGCUCAUGCACCAGGGCGUCGGCAUCCAGCAAGUGAAGCGCUACCGUGACUUUCAAAAUGAUGAAAGCAAAGUAGUUGCCUAUGAUCUACUCAAGACCCCCGAGGAUUACGUGGCGCACUUUGAGCGCUAUGCAACCAGCGUUGUGUCUAUCAUUGGUUUUGGUAGGAGAGUGGGGGACCCCAAGGAUCCCAUCAUUACCGAAGUCAUUGCUGUCAUGCAUCGAGCGGCGGACCUCAAUGUGCCAGGGAAGACCUUCCCAAUGCUUCUUGAGACAUUUCCGGUGCUUGCUAAAGUCCCUACCGAAAUUGCGCCUUGGAAACACGGUCUCGGACGCCGUGGCAAGUCUCAUCGUGGGCAUGACUUCUUCUACUCGCUUGCUGUCGAAGCCAACGAGAACCCGGGACACGAUGACUGCUACUCCAAAAUGCUCUUCAAGGAACAGGCCAAGUACAACCUCAAGCCACAGGAGAUAUCCGCUCUGGCCGGCAACCUCUUCGGUGCUGGAAGCGACACUUCCAGCAGCACUCUUAUCACCGCCGUACUCGCAAUGCGCGCUUUCCCUGAGACUCUCAUUCACGCUUGGGAAGAGCUUGAUCGCGUUGUCGGUGAAGACAGGAGCCCUUCAUUCGAGGACGAUGCCGAUCUUCCCUACAUGCGCGCUUUUGUGAAGGAAGUAUUCCGAUGGCGGUCCGUGGCGAUCAUUGGAGGCCAACCGCAUGCUCCAGUACAGGAUGACUACUACAAUGGCUGGCUCAUUCCCAAAUCGACCUGGGUGCAAGGCAACGUGUGGGCAAUCCACCGAAACGAGCGCGAAUUCCCAGACCCUGACCGUUUCAACCCGAGCCGCUUCAUGAAAGACAGCCCGGACGCACGACCAUUCCCUGGAGAGCGAGGGUAUAUGACCUUCGGCUGGGGCAGAAGGGUAUGCUCCGGUCAAGCGCUCGCGGAACAGGGCACCUGGUUGACGGUUGCGCGACUCGUAUGGGGCUUUAAGAUCGAGCCCGCGCUUGACGAGAGCGGAAAGCCGAUUCCAGUCGACAUAUUCGACUACACAAACGGGCUCAACAUGCGUCCACAACCCUUCAAGGUCAGCAUCAAGCCACGAAGCGAGCGCAUCCGUCAGGCUAUCGUUCGAGAAGGGGAGCAAGCUCUAGCAAACCUUGCCCAGUACGAAGGCCAGACGAAGCACCGUAUGAGCACGUUCUACAAGAAGAAUAGGUGAUUAGCAACGCUAUCCCCGGUCUCGAGCAUUCCUCUGGCCGGCCAGGAGAGAGCUUGGCUGGCGUUUGCUGUACUCAUUUGGUCACUUAAUAUCAAGAGAGUUCUCCUAUGGUGCAUAACUGUGUUAUGCUUGUGCGAGAGUACAACUCGGCUUAAGUUUGUCAGCAGCGGGUGUAAGCUUAGCUCUGAAGGAUAAGAGUCCCCAGGUUGUGAAUACAGAUCACUCGAGUCCGUUACUCUUACUCUUAACGCGCA